Trichoplax adhaerens is the source of this 555-nucleotide messenger RNA. RefSeq lists its product as uncharacterized. The record is from RefSeq and is a predicted model, not a curated record. The transcript is spliced from 2 exons. Lineage: Eukaryota; Metazoa; Placozoa; Uniplacotomia; Trichoplacea; Trichoplacidae. The coding region runs from base 1 to 555 and encodes 184 amino acids.
AUGGCUUUUACCAUUUUUUGUCCGCGUGAAGUUAUCUUGGAAAGGUGGACAACUUGCAAGAAUUUGCCUUGGUGGUAUUAUAGAAAAACAGUCAUCAAUCCUGUGAUAGCUUCCGAUGGGUGGUUCUUAAAUAAAAUAACCAAUGACUUUGAAGAAUCCAUGCAAUUUUAUUCCAGAAAAUGCACGAUGAAAAAAAAUCGGCAAAAAAUUUGUAAAUCCAAAUAUCAGCAUCAAACAACGCCUGCAGAUUCUCAUCAAGAAAGCGAUUUAUUGCUUCAAGGUCAAAAUCAACUUGAAAGCGAAGAUAUUGAUUCGACAUGUCAUCCGGAGGAUAAAUGCUACAGUGAUAGCGGUAGAAAGGAUGACUACCAAGCUGUGACGAUCACAAGACUUUAUAAACCCUUAUCGACUUGGCUUCCUGUGGUACCUUCUUAUCCUUUACAGCGAAUCGAAGAGGUGACAGAAGAGGAAACUACAGAUGAUCCGCCUAAUGAAAGUCUACAUAUAAAUCAAAGCUCAUUAAAUACCAGUAGUUGUAUUAAAAUCAAAGAGUAG